AUGGAGAAUAAUAAUGAAUCGGGUGUGGUGAUGCAACGAUACGAAAUCGAGAGAUUACUAGGCCAAGGUAAGUAUGCAAAGGUCUAUUAUGCAAGGGAUAUUGAAACAAGUCAGAUUGUGGCCAUCAAAGUGAUAAACAAAGAAAAGGUUUUAAGCAAUAGGUUUAAGGAUCCUAUUAUGAGAGAAAUAUCCGUGAUGCGUAUGCUAAAACAUCCGAAUAUUAUAGAGCUUUAUGGAGUAAUGGCCAACAAAACUAAGAUAUACUUCGUAAUGGAAUAUGCUGAAGGGGGCGAACUUUAUACAAAGGCUAUUACACGACGGGUAGGACUCAAUGAGAAUGUUAUUCGAAAGUAUUUCAGGCAGUUGAUUAGUGCUGUUGAAUUUUGUCAUAGUCGGGGAGUUUAUCAUCGCGAUUUGAAAUUUGAAAACUUGUUGCUAGACGAGAAUGACAAUUUGAAGGUUUCGGAUUUUGGGUUGAGUGCUUUAGAUAAUUCGAAACGACAAGAUGGUUUGCUUCAUACAAUUUGUGGCACCUAUCCAUAUAUUGCUCCUGAAGUUAUGAGCACUAAAGGCUAUGAUGGGGCUAAAGCCGAUAUUUGGUCAUGUGGGGUGGUUUUAUUCGGUCUCUUGGCUGGUUAUCUCCCAUUUGAAGAUUCAAGUGUGAAUGAGAUGUAUCGAAAGAUUGGUAACGCAAAAUAUAAUUACCCUAGCUCAAUUUCUAGAAAUGUACGCCACCUACUAGAAGAGAUGUUGAAUCCGAACCCUGAUAAAAGAAUCACAAUUGCUCAAAUUAAGGAGCAUAUUUGGUAUACGAAGAGACCGUCUCCUAAACCUGUGGAGUCUUACGGUGAUCCAGGUGCGUCUACAAGUAGCGCUGUCAAUGAAGAAAUCAGGCCAGACGAUAUCAAACUUCCCGGCUUGAAUGCAUUUGAUAUAACCCUUUCAUCUAGUUUGGAUUUAUCUGGCUUAUUUGUAGACUCGGAUUUUAAGAAAGAAACAAGAUUUUUUUCUCGCAUAUCUGCUUCUAUCAUAAUCGCUAAGCUUACCGAAACUGCCAAAACUUUAAAGUUCAAAAUAAGGCGGAUGGAGAAAGGGUUAUUCAAGCUUGAAGGCGCUACCAAAGGAAGGAAAGGUACCUUGACUAUUGAUGCACAGAUAUUUGAAGUCGCCCCUGAAUUUCAUUUGGUUGAGAUGAGCAAAGCUGACGGCAAUACUCUAGAAUACCAUAAACUGCUUACGGAAGAUGUAAGGCCUGCUCUAAAAGAUAUCGUUUGGGCGUGGCAAGGUGAGCAGCAGCAACAACAACAACAAGGAGAACAGCAGUCUGCAUUAUCUAUGCGAAAUAAGCAGCUGCAGCGAUCUUGUUCAUGUUUUCGUAGGAGAGCGCCUGUUAACACUUAACUCGACAUAUCCUUGCGAGUUGCGAUAUAUGUUUACCUUUGAUAUACCUGUGCUGUGAUUCAUACUGUAAGAUGAAAUGUUGGGAUGCUUGCUGUGUUGCAUCCUCAUGUUGCUGUCG
Amaranthus tricolor (Joseph's coat) is the source of this 1519-nucleotide messenger RNA. Its product is annotated as CBL-interacting protein kinase 2-like. Gene Ontology annotation, biological process: protein phosphorylation; signal transduction. Lineage: Eukaryota; Viridiplantae; Streptophyta; Magnoliopsida; Caryophyllales; Amaranthaceae. The record is from RefSeq and is a predicted model, not a curated record. The transcript has a single exon. Gene Ontology annotation, molecular function: protein kinase activity; ATP binding. The coding region runs from base 1 to 1401 and encodes 466 amino acids.